AUGACAUCCUCCAAAUCAAAUUCGCUGAAGAAUAUCCUUACUAUUGUUAAACCAGAUAAAUUUAUAUAUAUUAUUGAUUACUAUCUAUGUAAUAUUAUUCAUAAUCCAUUAAUUUCUUCAGGAUUUAUACUAUUUUCAUAUGGAUAUUAUAUUUUAACCACAUCGUCAUUAUUUGAAGAUUCAUUAACUUAUGAUAUUGUUUAUUCAGAUAUAUUAUCAAAUUUAAUUAAUAUCAUUGCUAUAUGUCGAUUUCUAUUCAAUUUAAAAUUUAAUAAUUCCUUUGGUGAAGGAUUAUUUUUCAUAUUUCAAACAAUUGGAAGUUUUUAUAUAUUUCUUGAUAAUGAUUAUGAUAAUGGUGAUGAUGAAACUUCAAUAUUUUUGAAAGUUUGUGUUUAUUGUCAAAUUAUAUUACCAUCUAUUAUAAUAUUAAUAUCUUAUUAUAUUAAUGAUUUUACAAUUCAAGAAAGUAUUACUUUAGGAAAUAAUAAUUUUAUCCCUUUUUUAUUAAGUUAUUCAAUAAAAUUAAUGAAUAAUCAAUUAUGGUUUAAUUCAACUAUUCAAGAAUUUAUAUAUUCAAUUUCAAUAUUAUCAUUGAAAUUUUAUUUAAUUUAUCAAUUUGUAUUACAUGAAUACUUGAUGAUUUAUUAUGAUGGUUUAGAAUGUUUUGAAUAUUCAUUGUUUUAUCCAACAAAUGAGUCUAAUUCAAUAAUUAUCAAAAAUGAUGAAAUAUUAUCAACAAGGAAACAGGUACGUUUUGCAAUGAUUAAAAACUGGUGUGUAUUGUCAGUAUCGGUGAUUUCAAUCAUAUUUGAUAUUUAUAUAUAUAUUGUAUAG
Candida tropicalis MYA-3404 is the source of this 834-nucleotide messenger RNA. RefSeq lists its product as uncharacterized. The transcript has a single exon. The record is from RefSeq and is a predicted model, not a curated record. Lineage: Eukaryota; Fungi; Ascomycota; Pichiomycetes; Serinales; Debaryomycetaceae. Bases 1 to 834 code for a protein of 277 amino acids.